Molecule: messenger RNA, 1709 nt
Organism: Fukomys damarensis (Damara mole-rat)
Lineage: Eukaryota; Metazoa; Chordata; Mammalia; Rodentia; Bathyergidae
Gene: Acadl
Product: acyl-CoA dehydrogenase long chain
Exons: 11
Coding region: 1-1329 (442 amino acids)
Biological process (GO): fatty acid beta-oxidation using acyl-CoA dehydrogenase; carnitine metabolic process, CoA-linked; long-chain fatty acid catabolic process
Cellular component (GO): mitochondrion
Molecular function (GO): flavin adenine dinucleotide binding; long-chain fatty acyl-CoA dehydrogenase activity
Source: RefSeq, a predicted model, not a curated record
AUGGCAUGGUGGUAUGUGCCUAUUAAUUCUAUCAUCCUGAGACCUCUCAGAUUUGGAGAUUCACAGGUUCCCACCCAGCCCAGGCAACUUCAGAUCACUGGGGAUGUAGCUGAGUGUUCUCAUUCUGGAGGGGAAGCACGUCUAGAAAGUUCUUCUGCUAAAAGAUUAACAGAUAUAGGAAUUAGAAGAAUCUUUUCUUCAGAGCAUGACAUUUUCCGGGAAAGUGUAAGGAAGUUUUUUCAAGAAGAAGUGGUUCCUAAUCAUGCAGAAUGGGAGAAAGCUGGAGAAGUGAGUAGAGAGCUUUGGGAAAAAGCUGGAAAACAAGGACUGCUCGGUGUCAACAUUGCAGAACGUCACGGUGGGAUUGGUGGUGACUUGUUCUCAGCAGCUGUUGUUUGGGAGGAGCAAUCCUACGUAAAUUGUUCAGGUCCAGGUUUCAGUCUUCAUUCAGAUAUUGUCAUGCCCUAUAUUGCAAAUUAUGGCUCAGAAGAACAGAUUAAGCGCUUCAUCCCUCAGAUGACUGCAGGCAAAUGUAUUGGUGCUAUAGCAAUGACAGAGCCUGGAGCUGGGAGUGAUUUACAAGGAGUAAGAACAAAUGCCAAAAAAGAUGGAAGUGAUUGGAUUCUCAAUGGAAGCAAGGUGUUCAUCACUAAUGGCUGGUUGAGUGAUGUUGUGAUUGUAGUCGCGGUUACACAUCGUGAAGCUCGAUCACCUGCACAUGGCAUUAGCCUUUUUCUGGUGGAAAAUGGAAUGAAAGGAUUUAUCAAGGGUCGGAAGCUACAUAAAAUGGGAUUAAAAGCCCAGGAUACUGCAGAACUAUUCUUUGAAGAUGUCCGAUUGCCAGCUAGUGCCUUGCUUGGAGAAGAGAAUAAAGGUUUCUAUUACCUCAUGCAAGAGCUUCCACAGGAAAGGUUGUUAAUUGCUGAUUUGGCAAUUUCUGCCUGUGAAUUCAUGUUUGAAGAAACCAGGAAUUAUGUUAAGCAAAGAAAAGCUUUUGGGAAAACAGUUGCACACAUACAGACUGUGCAGCAUAAACUAGCAGAAUUAAAAACACACAUAUGUGUAACCAGAGCUUUUGUGGACAGCUGUCUGCAGCUGCAUGAAACGAAACAUCUGGACUCAGCCUCUGCUUCCAUGGCGAAAUAUUGGGCAUCUGAACUACAAAACAGUGUAGCCUAUGAUUGUGUACAGCUCCAUGGAGGAUGGGGGUACAUGUGGGAAUACCCGAUUGCAAAAGCUUAUGUGGAUGCCCGAGUUCAGCCAAUCUAUGGUGGUACCAAUGAAAUAAUGAGGGAACUGAUUGCAAGAGAUAUCGUCCGUGAGCGGUAAACAUCUACCCACAUCCUGGAGUCUUAUUAUAGCUAAUCAGGUUUUAAAUCUACUCAAGACAAAAUCUAACCUGGGAAAGAAGGAAAAUGGCAUGUGUUUUUUAUAUGCUCUGUAUAGAGAAAGAAAUCAAAUCCAGAUUAACACAGUGGAAGGGAAAUUUUUGAAUCGCAAAAAUCAAAUUUUCUCAUAAAAAAUUUAAUUUCUAAUUUUUAUGUAAAAGUCAAAGGUUUUUUAACCCUAGAAGCCUUAAUAUUUCACUUAUGUCUAAGAUUCUAAAAAGUAUUAAUUAUAUAAAACCUGAGAAUUGAAGCAGAACUAAUUUUAUAUUGCCAUGCUAUAAAAACAUAACAGCAUUGAUCAUGGACUUGUACAGGGAAAAA